Nerophis lumbriciformis (worm pipefish) is the source of this 1991-nucleotide messenger RNA. The record is from RefSeq and is a predicted model, not a curated record. Lineage: Eukaryota; Metazoa; Chordata; Actinopteri; Syngnathiformes; Syngnathidae.
UCUGGGAAGAACAUCUUCACCCUGAGCAACAGAAGUGGAGCUUCAGGAUGGAGCCACAGCCCUCCCACAUUAAAAAGGAAGAGGAACACCCACUGAUCCCCCAUUUUAAAGAGGAAGAGGAUGACCCACUGACACCCCAUUUUAAAGAGGAAGAGAAGGACCCACUGAUCCCCCAUUUUAAAAAGGAAGCCGUGGAUCCACUGAGUCCUCACAUUAAGGAGGAAAAGGAGGACCCACUGAGCCCUCUCAUUAAAGAGGAAGAGGAGGAACACAGCAUCAGUCAGCAGGGAGAGCAUCUUGAAGGACUGGAGGAGGUUGAUGUCACCAAGAUGCCAGUGACUGGUGUCCCUGUGAAGAGUGAAGGUGAUGAGGUCAAAGGUGAGAGUGAGGAGAAGAGAGAGGCGGAGCCUCCAAGCAGCAGCUCAACUCAACACAUGACAACAGAAGCUGAUGGAGACCACUGUGGAGGAUCACAAGCAGACAAGCUCUUAGCUCCACUAUCAGAUAGUGAGGACACAACGUCACACUCUCCUGACACUGAUGAUGAAGACUCUAAAGAUGAUAAGACAUGUCACACUGACAACACACACUUCACAUGUUCUCACUGCGACAAAACUUUUAAAUAUCCUAGUAAAUUGAAAAGACACAUGAGAACACACACUGGAGAAAAACCUUUUUCAUGUUCAAUCUGCAGUAAAGAUUUUACUUAUAAGCACGAAUUGAAAAUACACAUGAAAACACACACUGGAGAAAAACCUUUUUCAUGUUCACUCUGCGGUAAAGGUUUUAAUCAAAGGGAUCCUUUGAAAAUACACAUGAGAACACACACUGGAGAAAAACCUUUUUCAUGUUCAAUCUGUGGUAAAGAUUUUAAUCAUAAGGAUCCUUUGAAAAUACACAUGAGAACACACACUGGAGAAAAACCUUUUUCCUGCUCAGAAUGUGGUAAAAGUUUUGGAACAAAUUAUAAUUUAAAAGUACACAUGAGAUCACACACUGGAGAAAAACCUUUUUCAUGUUCAAUCUGCGGUAAAGAUUUUACUCAAAAGCAGCAUUUCAAAGCACACAUGAGAAUACACACUGGAGAAAAACCUUUUUCAUGUUUAAUCUGCGGUAAAGAUUUUACUCAUAGGCAACAUUUGAAAAUGCACAUGAGAUUACACCCUGGAGGAAAAUCAGAAUGUGGUAAAGGUUUUGUGUUAAAUCAAGUUUUAAAAGAACACAUGAGAAUACACACUGGAGAAAAACCUUUUUCAUGUUCAAUCUGUGGUAAAGAUUUUACUCAUUGUCAAAGUUUGAAAAGCCACAUGAGAACACACACUGGAGAAAAACCUUUUAUAUGUUCAGUAUGUUGUAAAAGUUUUAUAAAAAGUCAGCAUUUGGAAGUACACAUAAGAACACACACUGGUGAAAAACCUUUUAUAUGUUCAGUAUGUGGUAAACGUUAUAUAGAAAGACAGCAAUUAAAAUUACACAUGAGAACACACUCUGGUGAAAAACCAUACACCUGUUCAAGCUGCAUCAAAAGCUUUCGUCACCUAAACACUCUUAAAGUACACAUGAGAACACACACAGGAGAGAAAGUGUUGAGUUGCAGUGUGUGUGGUGAAAGAUUCUCCUAUAAGUACCAGUGUAAGAAACACAAGUGUGCUGGUGAGAACAGCAGCAGCAAAUGAAGAUGCAGGAUUUGAAAUACACUUUCUAACAACAUCAGCACAUAUAACAUGUGUGACAUCAUUGUUGUGUGUGUAACACAAUCUUGUUAAUAUGAUUCUAACAUUUAUAGAUUAGACACUUCAGGUUAGUGCUUUUAUUUCAGUCAAGUACAUGAGUUAAUAUACACAUUUGUGUACUUUAAAAUCAACAGAAAUAAUUUGAAGAGGUGAGAAUAAACAGUACAUAAAAUAUGUUACAUACAAUACACAUUUUGUGUAGAUAUUCAUAAUUCACUUUUAUACUUAUUCAUAAUAGUGUUUCAUAUAUGGUUUUUU